This is a messenger RNA of Loa loa (African eye worm), 988 nucleotides long. RefSeq lists its product as hypothetical. The transcript has 6 exons. Gene Ontology annotation, biological process: animal organ morphogenesis. NCBI's taxonomy places the organism in Eukaryota, Metazoa, Nematoda, Chromadorea, Rhabditida, Onchocercidae. The record is from RefSeq and is a predicted model, not a curated record. Gene Ontology annotation, molecular function: receptor ligand activity; BMP binding. The coding region runs from base 77 to 835 and encodes 252 amino acids.
CAAAAAGUCAAUUCCGACACUGCUAACAACAAACGUAGUGGUAUCAGGCGAAAAAGGUGUCGGUUGCUGAAUUGAUAUGCGAAUUGGUAUUACCGAUAGGGUCUUUACAGAUAGGCCCAGUUGUACUAUUAUUGCACUCUUACUGAAAUUUAUGAUGAUACUGACACCUUGCAACUAUUUACUACUGCCUGCUGACAGUGCGCCGAUCGUCAACAUUGGUGUCGUUGAACAAUCACCAGCCACCUCUUCCGCCGGGUAUAUUCAGUACAAAGUAGAAAAUGGAUCUGUUUUUGAUGAAAUAGCAAAAAAGGCAUUCAUUUCAUUGCAUUCAGAACCGUACAUUGAACCGCCACUAUUAACUUUUGAUCAGAAACGCUUAAAGUGGCUGCAGCGAUAUAUGCGAAAGCAAGUAAAAUCCGAGAAAAAGGGGAAGAAAGUGAUUUCUUCACCAAAAGAAGCAUUGCAUCAAGUGAAUCAAGAAGUCAGCUUAGGAAGACUAGAUGAUUCAAGGCCUGCAGCACAUUGCGAUGGUCAGACUUUCAAACAACGUAUCCGUAUGGAUGGUUGCUUAUCAAAAGUAGUACACAACAGAUUUUGCCAUGGAACCUGUUCUUCUUAUUUCAUACCACGUUUAAGGCCGCGAAAAUUGAAAUUGGAUGCCAUGUUCCAAAGUUGUUCGGUGUGCAGGCCAGCUGAAUGGGAUACUGUUGAGGUGAAACUGGAUUGUCCGAGAAAGAAUCCAAAGGAACUGAAACGAAAAGUGAUCAAAGUGAAAAAAUGUAAGUGUAUUGCACUGAGCGGUACUAACUUAGAAAGCGAGGAGGAUGGUCUAUAAUCAGUCAGGUUUUAUUACCAGAAAACCAGCGCAGAUCUCAAAGUGUAAGGACUCGAUAGUUUCUCGUUCUCAGCAAGAACAUUCCUUCCUAAUUCUGGAUUAAUUUUCGGCCAGCUUUUCCUAUCAAAUUGAAAACUUAAAAUAAAAAAAGAG